Molecule: messenger RNA, 723 nt
Organism: Nerophis lumbriciformis (worm pipefish)
Lineage: Eukaryota; Metazoa; Chordata; Actinopteri; Syngnathiformes; Syngnathidae
Source: RefSeq, a predicted model, not a curated record
ACUUUGAAGCAUCAGAUGAAGACUCGGUGGUGAUCAAAGAUAUGAAACAAGCAUUCAGAAAUGACUUGGAGAAGCGCUACACCGGCCUGGAUGAUCUCUUCUACACUGCACCAGCUCUGGACCCCCGGUUCAAAUCUCUGCCCUUCCUGACGGACCAUGAUGCUGACGGACCAUGAUGCUGAGCGGACGUUCACAAGCAUAACAGCAGAAGCUACAUCCCUGCAUAACAAGGCAACAGGGGAUCCAGUCCAGAGAGGUCCACUGCAGACAAAUCCAUGUCAGACUGAACCUGCCCUUGGAGAUCUGGACAUCAGCAUUGAUGCACCCCAGAACCAAGAAGAGCCAGAUGAUGAUGACCCUCCUGUCAAAAAGAAGAAAAUGUCAGCGUUGGACCAGCUGUUGGGAAAAGACUUUGAAGUGAGGAUGGCAGCUACAUCUGUAAGAGACAAGGCCAGUGAAGAAGUCAAGAGGUACAGAGAGCGUGAUCCGUUGCCCCUGCAAAAAAAAACACUACAGUGGUGGAAAGAGCAGCAGGACUUGCCACUGCUGUCAUCUCUCGCUAAAAGAUACCUCUGCAUCCCGGCCACCAGUGUGGCAUCUGAACGUGUGUUCAGUACUGCGGGAGACAUUGUUUCCACAAAACAUAGUCUGCUCAAACAUGAGCAUGUGGAUCAGUUGAUUUUCCUUAAAAAAAAUCUGCCCUCCAAAAAAACAGGACAGUGA